Messenger RNA from Cyprinodon variegatus (sheepshead minnow), 3309 nucleotides. It is a transcript of the gene ttc39c, whose product is annotated as tetratricopeptide repeat domain 39C. The record is from RefSeq and is a predicted model, not a curated record. Gene Ontology annotation, molecular function: protein binding. Gene Ontology annotation, biological process: cilium assembly; otolith morphogenesis. The transcript is spliced from 14 exons. Bases 282 to 2057 code for a protein of 591 amino acids. Lineage: Eukaryota; Metazoa; Chordata; Actinopteri; Cyprinodontiformes; Cyprinodontidae.
GGCCAGACAGGCGGCACAAUACGGAACAGAGCGGCGCGAGCCUUCAGACGAAACAGCGGUCAGCCCACACAAACAGUAGCCGUUAUGUCAAGAAGUAUGUCGCCUCUAUGGGUUUGUAGUCUGCUAAUAUAAACAACGCAGACAUGACAGCUACCGUCCAUAUCUGCGCCACGGGUUGAGGCUGUUUUGAAUGUGUGAGUAAACUAUCCGGAGCCACCCCCUUUACACAACCUCUUGGAUACCGACCUCCCCGGGCGGCGGCGGCGGCUUCGGGUGUCCUAAUGGCGGACCCAACAGAACCAGCUCCCGGGAGCUCCGCGAAUGACAAAACCGAAGCGAUAAAUGAUGCAGAGCUGGCUCUGAAAGGAAUCAACAUGCUGCUCAACAACGGAUUCAAGGAAAGUGAUGAGCUCUUCAGGACAUACAGGAACCACAGUCCUUUGAUGAGUUUUGGAGCAAGUUUUGUGAGUUUUAUGAAUGCUGUAAUGACAUUUGAAGAGGAGAAAAUGCAGACGGCCUUUGAUGACCUCAAAUCCACAGAGAGAUUGUGUGAGAGUGAAAAUGCCAGCGUUAUUGAAACCAUUAAGAACAAGAUAAAACGGAGUCAGGUAGACUCCCAGAGGUCGGGGAUGGCUGCUUUGGACCGGCUGCAGAGGCAAAUCAUCAUAGCAGACUGCCAGGUUUACAUUGCAGUCCUUUCUUUUAUCAAACAGGAGUUGUCAGCCUAUAUCAAAGGAGGCUGGAUCCUCCGAAAAGCCUGGAAGAUGUAUAACAAAUGUUACAAUGACAUCACACAACUUCAAGAAGGCAGCAGAAGGAGGGCGUCCGAGCAGCAAGCAGUGCCUCUGCCGUCCACCUCAGAUCCAUCCCACAGCAGCCGAUCCUCCUCAACUGGACCCGGUCGGUCCCAGAGAUUGGACGGCAUCAGCCCAGAGGUUCUGGACCGGCUGAAAGGUUCUGUCAGCUUUGGUUAUGGCCUUUUCCACCUGUGUAUCUCCAUGGUGCCGCCACAUCUGCUAAAGAUCGUCAACCUGCUGGGCUUCCCUGGAGACCGCCAUCAAGGCCUAUCUGCGCUCACUUAUGCCAGUGAAAGUAAGGACAUGAAGGCCCCGUUAGCUACCCUUGCCCUGCUGUGGUACCACACCGUGGUUCAGCCCUUCUUUGCUCUGGAUGGCUCAGACACACAAGCAGGAUUAAUGGAAGCUAAAUGCAUUCUUAAACAGAGGGAGGCCACCUAUCCAAACUCCUCCCUCUUCAUAUUUUUUAAAGGCAGAGUUCAACGCCUUGAGUGCCAGAUCAGCAGUGCCUUGAAGUCCUUCAAUGACGCCUUAGAUUUGGCCUCCGACCAGAGGGAGAUUCAGCAUGUGUGUUUAUAUGAAAUAGGUUGGUGCAGCAUGAUCGAACUCAACUACGGAGAAGCCUACAGAGCCUUUGAGCGAUUGAAGGCAGAAUCUCGCUGGUCCCAGUGCUACUAUGCCUAUCUAACAGGCGUGUGCCAAGGGGCCACAGGUGAUCUGGAGGGUGCUAUAUCUACCUUUAAAGACGUUCAAAAACUUUUCAAACGCAAGAAUAAUCAAAUAGAGAUGUUUUCCUUGAAGAGGGCAGAGAACUUCCAGAGCCCAAGUCUAUCCAAAGAGCUCUGCAUCUUGUCGGUGAUUGAGAUUCUGUAUCUGUGGAAAGCCCUCCCCAACUGCUCCUCUGCCAACCUGCAAACAAUGACUCAUGUGUUGCAGGGGAUUGAAGAUGCGUCAUGGGCUGGCCUGAAAAACCUGCUCCUUGGUGCCAUAAGCGGAUGUCUACUUAAUACUAAAGAUGCCGUGCAGUAUUUCCAUCUGGCUGCAAGGGACGAGGUUGGACGUCAGUGCAAUUCUUACGUCCAGCCCUACUCCUGCUAUGAAAUGGCCUGUGUCCUGCUGAAUUCCCCAGAGACUGCAGCAAAGGGUCGAACUCUAAUGCUUCAGGCUAAGGAGGACUACGCUGGCUAUGACUUUGAGAACAGGCUCCAUGUUCGGAUUCACUCUGCACUCGCGUGUAUGAGAGGAGCAGCCCAGCCUUGAUAUUGGAUCAGCAUCUUAAACUAAAUCAAAGUACAAGUGGGAACCCUGAUGUUUUAUUGUGUUUUUAUUUGAAUGUCUAUUGGUCAAAAGGUCUCCAUGAAACACAAAAGUUUCAUGGUGGAACAUUAAGUUUUACAGACCUGCAGCUGUACUGCACAAUGAAUUAGCACAUAUGUUUCUUUCUAUUCUCAGUGGUUUGACUUAAAAGAUAGUUUGCACUUGUUUAAUGUAUUUGGCAGAUUUGUAGAAAUCUGUCAAAGUUCACAGUAAUUAGAGAAACAAAGUUAUAUUCUGUGAACGCAAAGAAGUGCUGUUAAAGUUUCUGUUGCCUAAAGUAGAAAGGACCUUAGUCUUGGUUUCUCAUCAUUUGUGUUUUAAAGAAUUUGCUAAACCAUUGCCAUAAUAUAUGACUAUUGUCCUACUUAAAGCAGAGUUCUUUUUGGGUGUAAAUAUGUUUUGAAUGCAUAUUUAUAAAAAUGUGCAGAAAUGUUCCACUUCUAAGUGGUGUAAAUACACUCUAAAACACUUUGUCAACAAGUUUUACUGUAUAUUAGAAGAUUAAUAAAAAUACUGUUGGAAACACAAACUUUCUUCAGCUAUCAAGCCAUUCUAAAGCAGAGUGAAGGUAUUCAAAUGGAGCAGUUACUGCAACUCGAGGACAUCUCUGAAGACAUAUCUCCAAGUAAAACCCUCUUCCAUAGGAAACAAAAACAGCCCCAGUGCAACAGCAUUAAUGCAACACUUAGUUAUUUUUGAGCUGCUGUUGUGGUUUGAGAAUACAUUUGAAUAUUUGUAAACAAUUCAAACAUAAUGGUGUCAUGCCUCUGAAAUACUUUAUAUAAAUAUAUCUCUUUAGCUUUCAGAAACACCUUAUAGCUGUAAUGCAUUUGGAUCUAUAUAGUUUAAACUUCAAGUCAGAUUAAAAAAGGCUUCAUUUUACAGAGGCUUGUGAAAAAGUUACAUUUUAAAUGGUGUCUUUCUUUCUGCUUGUUUAAUGAAACCAGAUGAUUUGCCUUACUUUUGGAUUUAGGUUCUAGAAUAAACAUCCAAUGUGUUUGGGUAUAUAACUUUUGAAUUUAUUCUACAGAAUAAUUUGUGCCAGGUUCCGCUACAUGAUUUAUUUGAAGGGAAUACCAGGGUGUCCAUCUGAUAACAUGAUUAAACCAAAGUAAAAAAAGGUAAACUAAAUUCUUUUAUUAGGCAGCAUAACUGUCAGAUGAUAGAAUGCUAGUACCAUGAGCCUUAAAUAACA